Messenger RNA from Aspergillus alliaceus, 2063 nucleotides. RefSeq names its product cation diffusion facilitator family transporter. The transcript has 3 exons. Gene Ontology annotation, cellular component: membrane. Gene Ontology annotation, molecular function: monoatomic cation transmembrane transporter activity. The record is from RefSeq and is a predicted model, not a curated record. The coding region runs from base 361 to 1530 and encodes 389 amino acids. Gene Ontology annotation, biological process: transmembrane transport; monoatomic cation transport. NCBI's taxonomy places the organism in Eukaryota, Fungi, Ascomycota, Eurotiomycetes, Eurotiales, Aspergillaceae.
GCUUGUAGAAACUAAGGUACUAAGCAGGAGCAAUGUGGAGUAGGACUGUUCUCUUAUUGUUCUAGACGUGCUUCCAAGACCCUUGGCAGAGCUAAGCCACCCUGCAGUGAACGAUUCAUGAAUCGUUUGUUACUUUUUUGGCCUUAGUUGAGUUUUGUUGGGCAUUGGAGUCGCUACCGCCCCAAAAUCUCUCACCAAGUUAUCAAGAUUUAUACUGCCGGCUCUUUACCAGUGCCAAGUACGUCUUACCAACCUCCACUGCAGAACAAGAAACAAGUCAAAAAGAAUACAAACGUACUCUUGCUAUACGGGAAUCUAGCUUAACUGGGCAGAACCUUAUCGCACACAUACCUCCCUCAAAUGACGCUCCCAGAUCCCCUAGGCCUCCUGAGAUAUAAAACGGAGGUGAACCCAACCAAACGUUGGGUUCCUCUGGUCAGCACCUCGGACGAAAAAGCCGAUUUCUACGUGCAACAGAACGAGUUGAUCGAUGGCUUUUUACAUAGCAGCCAGGAAGAACAGAUGCAGGCGGAGGACCAUGCCGAGAACGGCGGAAAGGUCAAACUAGCUGUGCGGGCUAGUUUUGUCGUGAACUUCUGCCUGUUUGUGAUCCAGCUGUAUGCUGCUGUAUCGACCGGUUCGCUAUCUCUUUUCGCGACGGCAGCGGAUGCAUUCAUGGACCUUGUCUCCUCCGUCAUAAUGCUAGUCACAUCACGAAUGUCGACUCGACCAAAACCAUACCAGUACCCGGUUGGACGCAGACGGGCCGAAACCAUGGGCGUUAUCGCAUUCUGUGCUCUGAUGACAACCGUGGCGAUCGAGCUGAUCAUCGAAUCGGCCAAGUCCUUGGCUGCGGGUAAGUCCGACUCGGACAGUCUUGAUAUUGUCCCCUUGAUCUGUGUGGGCGUGGCUAUCUUCUCCAAGUUCUGUCUAUUCCUCUAUUGCUACAGCUUGCGGCGAUAUCCCGCAGCCCAUGUGUUUUUCAUCGAUCAUCGCAAUGACCUAGCUGUGAACGGGUUCGGUCUGAUCAUGGCAAUCGUGGGGGAAAGAUUCGUCUGGUAUCUUGACCCGAUCGGUGCGACGUGCAUUGCCCUUCUCAUCUUGUAUUCCUGGGUUUCUGAAGCCUUCGAGAACAUGUGGUUGUUGAUCGGGAAGUGCGCUCCCCGUGAGUUCAUCAACAAGUGUGUCUAUGUGACAAUGACUCACGACUCGAGAGUUCAGAAAGUUGACACGUGCCGAGCGUACCAUGUCGGUCAGCAGUAUUACGUUGAGGUGGACAUAGUCAUGGACAAGGAUACCCGACUCCAGGAGUCACAUGACGUGAGCCAGGAGCUGCAACGCAAACUGGAGGGUCUUAGUGGUGUUGAACGAGCCUUUGUCCACGUUGACUACGAAUAUCUGCACGAUGUCCAUGAGGAGCACAGGCCUAUUUAUGACACUACCGCCCCCAGUCCUUCCGUCAGAUCCAUAGUGAAAAGGUUCUUUACCUCGAGCAACCCCAGAGAUAGGCAUGGGGAAGAAAGAGUCUAAGGAAUGUGGAAGAACUCUGGUAAAAUCCCUCAGCUAACAAGUGCCGAAAGCUUGACGGUGGAUGCUGUAUUUCCGGUUCUGGAAGGGAUGUCAAGAUCUACUCACAAUGUGAAGAAAUGUGCAGCUUGUAAAAUUACAUUCCUAGGGUCGAGAAAGUAUAACCACCUCCCCAUCGGGGAAUCGCUGGUCUAUUCGGAAAACCGAACAUCCAAGGGUAUGCCAGAUUACGUGCCCAAGUAAAUAUAUUUAAGACGUGACAGUAUCUCGCAGGAGUACGGAGUAUUGCAUAGCCUAUCUCUGAAGACCCUGUUUGAAGGCUUCAUGGUACCCAUUACCAGAUACGUAAUCAUACUCUCAUGAUCUAUCUAUGCGAGUGGGUGACGGUUUAAUAGCUACACUAAAUCGGUACCUUGGUAACCGUAGUAUGAGGUGAUUGCUCGACUAUCCACUUUCCUCAUCUAUGGAACUCACAAGUGAGGGGUUGAAUGUCAGCAGAAGCAGCAUAGAGUCGCUGCGCGGAGGUACAAUCUGAC